AUGUCGCUGUCCCCCGUACGCAGUCUGCGUGACUCUGCGUCGCAGUCGCAGUCGCAGCCGGUGCCUUCGUCGCCGCUUUUCUUCGCUCUGUCGUCCGAUCCCCCAUCAGAAUCUUCCAAAAGAGAAAUCUCGUCUCCGCUCCAUUACACGCUGUCCAGCCGUGCUGCUGGCCUGUCCAGGGGCCACUUGGGCCUGUCGCAGCCUGACCUCCCUUCAGAAGACCGGAUCACGCGCCGGCCCGCGCGGUCCGACUUGAACUCUGACGUGUUGGCUACUCCAGUGAAGCGGCGUAUGUUUGCCACGUCGCUGGAUCCAGUGGAGGGAGACGCCGACGCCGAACCCGUGCGGGUCAUUUGGGGUACAAACGUGUCGAUCCAGGACUGCAGCAACGCGUUCAGGGACUUUUUGAUGUCCUUCAAAAUGAAGCACCGUCGUAUCAUGGACGGCCAGCCUGUAGAGCCAGAGGACCUGCAGCUCUACUAUGUGGGCCAGCUUACGGCCAUGAAAGACUUGGGAACGACAAACUUGAAUUUGGACGCUGCCAAUUUGUUGGCCUACCCGCCCACGAAAAAGUUAUAUUACCAGCUCAUCAAUUACCCACAGGAAGUGAUUCCCAUUAUGGACCAGACAGUCAAGGACUGCUUGGUUUCGCUUUUCCUGGAGCUGGCAGCUGUGGUUGCUGUGGACGCCAUUGAGACCAACAUCUACACCAUUCGGCCUUACAACAUCAAUGCCGUGAAAAAGGGCAUGCGUGAGCUCAAUCCCAACGACAUUGACAAGCUUGUGUCGGUCAAAGGUCUUGUUUUACGUGCUAGUGCCAUUGUUCCCGACAUGAAAGUGGCCUUCUUCAAAUGCAGCGCCUGUGAUCAUACUCUAGCUGUGGAAAUAGACCGCGGUGUGAUCUCCGAACCUACAAAGUGCCCGCGUGCGGUUUGUGGCCAGGUCAAUUCCAUGGCCUUGGUGCAUAACCGUCUGUCUUUCGCUGACAAGCAGGUCGUCAAGUUGCAAGAGACUCCCGACAUGGUUCCUGCGGGUCAGACACCACAUUCCGUCAAUUUGUGCGUAUACGAUGAGUUGGUGGACACUUGCCGUGCUGGUGACCGUGUCGAAGUGUGUGGAAUUUUCCGUUCGUUGCCUGUUCGUGUCAAUGCUCGGCAAAGAGCAGUCAAGAGUUUGUACAAGACAUACUUGGACGUUGUUCAUGUUCAGAAAAUCGAUGCCCGCCGUUUGGGCGUUGACCUGCUGACGGCUCCACCGCAAGACGCCCAUGAAGUUGAACAGCGUCGUGUUUUAAGCCCCGAGGAUAUUGAGCGUGUGCGUGAGAUCUCUCAACGGGACGACUUGUACGAGGUCUUGGCCCGUUCUCUUGCGCCAUCCGUGUACGAGAUGGACGAUGUGAAGAAGGGCAUUUUACUUCAGUUGUUUGGCGGAACAAACAAACAGUUCCGCAACGGUGGCCGUUAUAGAGGCGAUAUCAAUGUCCUUCUUUGUGGUGACCCAUCCACGUCGAAAUCGCAGAUUUUACAGUACGUGCACAAGAUUGCUCCGCGAGGAAUCUACACGUCGGGUAAAGGUUCGUCUGCCGUCGGUUUGACCGCUUAUAUUACCCGUGACAUUGACACAAAACAGCUAGUGUUGGAGUCUGGGGCCUUGGUUUUGUCCGAUGGUGGUGUAUGUUGUAUCGACGAGUUUGACAAGAUGAGUGAUGCCACCCGGUCUGUCUUGCACGAAGUGAUGGAGCAACAGACUAUUUCCAUUGCCAAAGCAGGAAUUAUCACCACAUUGAAUGCUCGUACGGCCAUUUUAGCCCUGGCGAACCCAAUCAACUCUCGUUAUGAUCCCCGCUUGCCUGUCACAGCCAACAUUGAUCUCCCGCCCCCAUUGUUAUCUCGUUUUGAUCUUGUCUACUUGAUCUUAGACAAAGUGGAUGAAUCUAUUGAUCGUCACCUCGCGCGCCAUAUCACGGACAUGUACUUGGAGGACGAGCCUGAGUCUGUUUCUGCACACGCCGUUUUACCUGUAGAGACUUUGAGCAUCUACAUUCAAUAUGCUAAGGAGAAUGUUCACCCACAAAUCACAGCCGAAAGUAAAGCUGAGUUGGUGCGGGCUUACGUGGAUAUGAGGCGUUUGGGUGAUGACGCUCGUGCAGCCGACAAGCGCAUUACUGCUACUACAAGACAACUCGAGUCGAUGAUCCGUUUAUCUGAAGCCCAUGCGAAAAUGCGUCUUUCUCCACGUGUGGAACUCGUUGAUGUAAAAGAGGCGGUACGUUUGAUCAAAUCAGCCAUCAAAGAUUAUGCCACGGACCCUAUCACCGGCCGCAUUGAUAUGGAUAUGGUCCAAACAGGUACAACCAUGGCACAGCGGCGUAUGCAAGAAGAUUUGGCACAUGAGGUGCUUGCGUUGCUCGACUCUCCAAUUCGCUUUUCCGAUUUGGUUACGCGAAUCAACGAAAAGCUGUCUGUCCGUGUUGAGAAUGCUGAUCUUAAUGAGUGUCUCCGGAGAUUACAACAGGAGGGCAAGAUUGUUGAAUCAGGUGAUACGAACCGGCGAACCAUCCGCAAGCUUGCGGUGAUUUAG
Clavispora lusitaniae ATCC 42720 is the source of this 2580-nucleotide messenger RNA. RefSeq names its product MCM DNA helicase complex subunit (gene CDC54). Gene Ontology annotation, cellular component: nucleus; MCM complex. NCBI's taxonomy places the organism in Eukaryota, Fungi, Ascomycota, Pichiomycetes, Serinales, Metschnikowiaceae. The record is from RefSeq and is a predicted model, not a curated record. Gene Ontology annotation, biological process: double-strand break repair via break-induced replication; DNA strand elongation involved in DNA replication; DNA replication. Gene Ontology annotation, molecular function: single-stranded DNA binding; ATP binding; single-stranded DNA helicase activity.